This is a messenger RNA of Myzus persicae (green peach aphid), 2476 nucleotides long. It is a transcript of the gene Eaat1, whose product is annotated as excitatory amino acid transporter 1. The transcript has 11 exons. Gene Ontology annotation, cellular component: plasma membrane. Gene Ontology annotation, biological process: L-glutamate transmembrane transport. Gene Ontology annotation, molecular function: neutral L-amino acid transmembrane transporter activity; glutamate:sodium symporter activity; L-glutamate transmembrane transporter activity. NCBI's taxonomy places the organism in Eukaryota, Metazoa, Arthropoda, Insecta, Hemiptera, Aphididae. The record is from RefSeq and is a predicted model, not a curated record. The coding region runs from base 375 to 1904 and encodes 509 amino acids.
AACUUUUUUUCCAUUUUCUGUUGGGAUAUCUAGCUCGCUCCACCACCGCUGAAAUAUAUUACUAUUAUUAUACACCGUACCGCUGUGCCAUUCACACACACGCGUGUAACAAUAAUAAUAAUAAUAAUAACAACAAUAUUAUACAUAUUUAAAAAAAAAUUUUUCUUGCAAACAGUAUAGUAUUCAUAUGAUGAAAUAAACAUAAAAAUAAAAAACUAUUUAUAUAUACAAUAAGAAACAGUGCCGCACCUAUUUGCUGUUAACACCGCCGCCGUCUCCAAGGUCCUCCUCGUCGUCCUGAAAUCUUCGUGGCGAUACAUCACCGCUGUUUAUACACUCAUUCGCCGCGGAUUAAUUACGCCGAAACUAGUGAAAUGAACCUCGACGAUCGUGUAUCAGAAAUAUCACCUCUCAAACCUUCUCAUUCAGAUCAAGGACGCAAUACAAUGAGUACCACCAGGAGACAAAGCAAAGAGAAAAUUGAAGAAUCAUGUUUUCGUCACAAUUUGCUUACUAUAUUGACAAUAGCUUCCGUAGCUGGUGGAGUGGUUUUAGGAUUUAUUUUAAAAGGAUCUAAAUCAGAAUGGACAAAACGCGAAAUAACGUACGUACAAUUCCCUGGCGAUAUUUUCCUCCGUAUGUUGAAAAUGUUAAUUGUCCCAUUACUGGUAUCAUCUAUUGUAUCGGCUAUCGGAUCGUUGGAUUUAUCUUUGUCUAAGAAAAUUGGUUUCCAAUCAAUUGCUUACUAUGCAGCUACCACAUCAAUGGCAGUUUUGCAAGGCAUAUUUUGGGUGAUGUUGAUACAUCCUGGUAAAAUAAUGAGCCAAGAAGAGCAAACGGCAAGCGUACACCAAGAAACUAGACCAAUCACUACUGUCGACACUAUAUUAGACUUAAUAAGAAAUAUAUUUCCGGCCAAUCUCGUUGAAGCAACUAUAUCGACUUACCGAACAGUACUUAUCCCUCCUAAAGCAGUAAUGAACUCAACAGUUAACGCUACUGAUAUGACAUUAUGGGAAAUAAAAUCAGAAAUGGUUGAUGGAUCUAACGUGCUUGGAUUAGUAGCAUUCUCUGUAGCUUUUGGUAUAUGCAUUGGAAAAUUGGGACCAAUGGGAAAGCCACUUCUAAACUUUUUCGAUAGUUUGGGUGAAGCUGUGAUGUUAAUGACCAAUUGGGUGAUAUGGUUAUCGCCAAUGGGUGUGCUCUUUUUAGUAGCAUCCAAAGUAUUGGAAUUGGACGAUUUUGGAGUGAUUGUUGGUAGAUUAGGAAUGUAUUUCUUGACAGUAGUGCUUGGUUUGUUCGUUCAUGGAUUUGUUCUAUUACCACUCAUGUACAGUUUAUUCACACGUCAAUUACCAUUCCAAUUCACAUUGAACAUGGGUCAAGCUAUAAUAACAGCAUUCGGAACAGCUUCCAGUUCUGCGUCUUUACCAAUUUCAAUGGCCUGUCUAGAAGAAAACAAUAAAAUUGACGUUCGAGUUUCACGAUUUGUAAUGCCCAUUGGAGCCACGAUCAACAUGGAUGGUACUGCCUUAUACGAAGCAGUAGCCGCAAUUUUUAUUGCUCAACUGAAAGGCAUACAAUUAAGUUUUGGUCAAAUUGCAGCUGUAAGUGUGACAGCUACAAUGGCAUCUAUUGGAGCAGCCGGAAUUCCUCAGGCAGGAUUAGUUACAAUGGUGAUGGUUUUGGACACAUUAGGACUACCAGCAGAUGAUGUGUCAUUGAUCAUUGCUGUAGAUUGGUUGCUUGACCGAUUCCGAACCACUGUGAAUGUGCUUGGAGACGCUUACGGUGCUGGAAUUGUUGCGAAAUUGGCAGAAAACGAUUUGGAAAUUAUGUCGUCCAACGGAACUGCGGAAGGAGGUAAAGUGCCCAACGAUGAAUGGCACACAACAUCUAUGUAGACACAAUCAGCCAUUUUUAUUUUCGUUUUGUAACUACAUUUUAUAAUUUCCGUUCUGUUUUAGAACAUUUAAACUUAAUCUUAAUAAGGGUGUACCAUCAUUUUUAUUAUUAACCAGAUAUUAUAUUGUUUUGUUUAUUGUUUUUAACGAAAUAAAAUCAAAUUAGUCUUAGACAUAAUUAUUAUAUUUAUUUUGAUUAUUGUAAUCCAUUAUUAAUAGAAACAUUUUUAUAACUAUUAAGAAUUGUUCACCAGAAACAUAUAGGUAGAUAAGAUACCUAUAGGUUACUAAUAAUAAUUGUAAAUACUCAUCUGAAAUGUACCUACCUUACUUUUAAAUACAAGUAAUCUAAGAGGUUAGGAAGAUUAGAUUCCCUUAGAUUAAGUAACUACAACUAAAUGUUUAAAUUUUCAAAAAAAUUGUACACCAACAUUACACCUAGUUAUCAUCUAUUUUGUAUUUUAAUUUUAAUUAUUCACAAUGCAGUCAUAUAAAAGUGAUGCCAUAAGAUUAUGUUUUACUAAUAAAAUUCAUAUUUAAAAAAUAAGUUUAUGUAAAAUAAUACUGUCCAA